Molecule: messenger RNA, 3342 nt
Organism: Sardina pilchardus (European sardine)
Lineage: Eukaryota; Metazoa; Chordata; Actinopteri; Clupeiformes; Clupeidae
Gene: angpt4
Product: angiopoietin 4
Exons: 10
Coding region: 1-1482 (493 amino acids)
Source: RefSeq, a predicted model, not a curated record
AUGAGCAGCAGCAGCACCACCACCAUCGUGAGGGGCGGUGGCGGUGCAGGAGGAGGAGAGAGGCGGCGCAAGCUCCACCGCGUCCAGCAGGGCCAGUGCAGCUACACCUUCAUCCUGCCCGAGGUGGAGGGUUGCCAGGCGACACCGGGGGACCAAUAUGGCGGCGUGAACGUGGUCCAGAGGGAUGCCCCGCCGCCGCUGCCGGCCGACACCGACUUGUCCAGCCAGAAGCUGCAGCACUUGGAGACGGCCAUGGUCAACAACACGCAGUGGCUGCAAAAGCUAGAAAACUAUAUUCAGGAGAACAUCAAAACAGAGAUUGUCCAGAUCCACGCAAAUGCUGUCCAUAACCAAACAGCAACGAUGUUGAAGAUCGGAACCAAUUUGCUGACCAAAACUGCAGAGCAGACACUGAAGCUAAAUGUUGUAGAAGCCAAGGUCAUGAAUCAGACGUCUAGAAUUGAAAUUCAGUUAUUGGAAAACUCAUUGUCUACAAACAAACUAGAAAAGGAGCUUUUGAUGCAGACUUCAGAGAUCACAAAGCUUCAGGACAAAAACAGCCGGUUGGAGCACAAGGUGCGUCUGCUGGAGUCGCAGCAGCGGUCGGAGCUGGAGGGCAUGCGGGAGGAGAAGCAGCACCUGCAGGAGGUGGUGCGCCGGCAGAUGGAGGCCAUCGAGGCCCUUGAGCGCCAGCUGCGCGCGGCCAGCUCCAACAACUCGGCCCUGCAGCGCCAGCAGCAGCAGCUCAUGACCUCCGUGCACACGCUCAUCGGCCUGGUGUCCGGGGGAUCAGCUGCCCACCGCCCAGGGCCAAAGCUGAAAGAGCAGAAGUUUCAAGACUGUUCGCAGGCCUUUAAAGCAGGUCACAACACCAGCGGAGUCCAUUACAUUUACAUUGGCAACGCGACAACACCAACCAAGGUGUUCUGUGAUAUGGAGACAAGUGGGGGAGGAUGGACCAUGAUUCAGCGCAGGAUCGACGGUAGCACAGACUUCCAGAGGGGGUGGGAAGAAUAUAAAAUGGGUUUUGGUGACCCGGCUCUGGAACACUGGCUGGGCAACGAGGCCGUGCACCAGAUGACCAGCCAGACGCAGUACUCUCUCCGCGUGGAGCUGAAGGACUGGGAGGGACACUCGCACUACGCUCUUCACGACCGCUUCCAGCUGGCCAGUGAGAAGCAGCAGUACAGACUGCUGCUGAGGGGCUACAGUGGUACAGCAGGGCAGGUCAACAGCCUGGUGUCCCCCGGGACGGCCUUCAGCACCCGAGACAGAGACAACGACAACUGCCUCUGCAAGUGUGCCCUCAUGCUCACGGGCGGGUGGUGGUUCGACGCCUGCGGCUUGUCCAACCUCAACGGAAUCUACUACGCCAUCGGCCACAACAUCCGCAAGCUCAACGGCAUCAAAUGGCACCACUUCCGAGGGCCCAGCUACUCCCUGCGCUCCACUGCCAUGAUGAUCCGGCCGUCCAGCUUCUGAGAGAGAGAGAGAGAGAGGGACUCCACAGAAGAGAGAGAGGCAGGCAGGGCGACCUCAAAGCCCCUCCAACCCCCUCCCUUCUGCCCCCCCGCUCUCCAGAAACAAACAACAAAAAAAAGCAUUUUCACAGGAUUCUCCGACAAGCGUGACGGGCCCCGAAAGCGAAACAUUUGUAAAUCAGCGUCUUAAAUCUCAAACAAUCAAUCAGCCGCUGGAUGCUUGGAGCUGAUUUGCUGUAACUAGAGCUGGAGACAGUGGUCGAGCCGAAGAGACGGACAAAGGCUCUAUCCUCUGGCUGCUGCCCAGGGCCCAGGAACCAGGCAGGCCAAUCCAAUCUACCCAUCGACAGGCCAGAACCACCCCACCACCACCACCUCUCACCCACCUACCCACCCACCACAUCACACCCCAACCCCAACCCCAACCCUACUCACCACAUAUACAUCUCCACCCCCCCACCACCACCGCCAGAGACGAGGCAGGCCAAUCUACCCAUGGACAGGCCAGAAUACCCCCACCACCCCCACUGCAUCCCACCCCAACCUCAAUCCUGACUCCACCACACCCCCCCCCCUGUCCCCCCCGUCCCCCCUCCCCCUCCCCCUUGUCCUCAUCAGUUCUCACACGGUGUGGCCCGCAGUGUCAACAGACCUCCUUGACAGCGCUCCAUCCUUCUGUCAUUGCCUCGGCGCUGUCGGGAGCCGCCGCCGUCGUCAAGACAGCGUCAGAUGAAUGUGAGGGGAGAACACGGCGCAGACACUCAGUGACGGCUGGAGAUGCAUAUCAGAUUGAGCCGGCUGAGAGGAGAGAUGCAGGCACUGCAGGAGAGAGAGGGGGAGGGAGAGAGGGAGAGGGGGAGAGAGAGAGGAGGAGGAGAAGGAGGAAGAAAACUCAGAGGACAGAGCCGAUUUCCUGGAAUCCACUAGAACUGCACUUGCGACGUGGAGAGCAUAAAAAUGUGAUGAACUAUCUUUUUUUUUUUAAAUAAUCUCUGUAACGCUUUUUGUAACAUUGUAUUUUUAUAUGUGUUUUUAUUAUUAAUUGUCAAGAGCAGGCCUAGUUUUCUACUUCAACUUAAACUGGAUUGCAAGGUAUCGGUAAAUGUGUGCUUACAUGAGGGGACAAGUGAAGAGACAUGACAACAGACGAGACCGAGACCGAUCAAGACUCUUCCUGUGACAUUUUGUACUAUUUAGGUUUGACUUCACCGGCAUGAAGUCAGAUGUCCAUAACCGUCAAUUGUUAUGUUUGCUCUUCUGAACAUGAUCUCACCUCCUGAGAAGAUGCACUUUAAAAAGGUGUGAGAUGUGCAGUUCCUCUAGCAGUGCCUGUAAAGAUGGAGCUGAGUGAGUGUGUAGCCAGACUAUAUAUAGAUACAAAAUGGCCCUGUAGUACUCGACUAUCUCUUUUGCAUCACAUCUUCUGUGUGCCUGUGCUCAUUUACUCAUGUCCUCCAUAUGAGAGAAUAAGGGGAAUUGCUGUAUUAAAGAACUGCUUUUUAGGUACUGACCCUUUAAUAAACAUCACCAAUAUACACAGUAUACAGACAGACCUACACCUGUUGUGUACUCGCUUAUUUAAACGUCAUACAGUAUGUACUAUUUACAUGAAAUUCUUAUUACAGCUACCAGUUAAACAGAAUUAAAAGUCACUUUCCUUUAAACCGUUUUUGGCAGACAAUUUUGUAUAUUUAUGAACAUCAAGUUAUGAUUUAUUUAAGAGCCUUGUAGGCACAUCAGUCCAUGACUCAAUAACAAUCCACUUCUCACUCGACAUCCAGCAAAUUCUUCUCUCAAGGCCAAGAAAAACACAAGUCCUGUUGUUGAAAAAAAAACAAAAAACAGCUCAAAUCAGAAAUGU